Messenger RNA from Helicoverpa zea (corn earworm), 2202 nucleotides. Its product is annotated as FGGY carbohydrate kinase domain-containing protein. Lineage: Eukaryota; Metazoa; Arthropoda; Insecta; Lepidoptera; Noctuidae. Gene Ontology annotation, molecular function: phosphotransferase activity, alcohol group as acceptor; kinase activity. The transcript is spliced from 4 exons. Gene Ontology annotation, biological process: carbohydrate metabolic process. The record is from RefSeq and is a predicted model, not a curated record. Bases 442 to 2079 code for a protein of 545 amino acids.
UGAAUUCUGCUUAAUAAAUAAAUUCUAUCCUCUGAUGAUUUCGUCAAUUCUGAGGAUUUUCUCACCGAUUUAAUAUCUACACUUAAUACAAAUGUGAUUUCUAUACACAUUGUUUAGAUUUAUAUUGAAAUGUUCUAGUCACAGUUGAUACAACAAUCAGUCGCAAGUUCAAAGGACUAUAAGGUUAUCUAUAAAAUGAGACUUGUUUGUAUUUAUUACUUCAUACUUAUCUUAACUAACAUCAAGGUCGUUUUACCCGUUCAUUGUGUAGCUGAUUAACAUUCACUCCGCAUGAAUGCAAAGGUGAAUUCGUUUAUGUUUUCUUAAUAGAUUUUAAUUCAUUGAUAAAGUAGUUGUUGACAAGGUAAUUUCUCCGUAGUUGUUAACUUUUGCGUUCAAAAGGUUUGUGUUAUAGUAUCAAGAAGUGUUUAACUUUGUAAAAUGAGUAAAAAGGUUUAUUUUAUUGGCGUUGAUGUGGGCUCUGGCAGCGUACGUGCCGCACUAGUUGAUGAUAAAGGCCAUGUCUUAAAUUCCUCUGUUAAGGAAAUACAGACAUGGAAACCAAAAGUCGAUUACUACGAACAGUCAUCAAAUAAUAUCUGGGAAUGCUGCGUAUUCGUUAUUAAGAAUGUAAUCGCAAACAUAAAUCCUGAAAGUAUAAAAGGUAUUGGAUUUGAUGCUACAUGUUCCUUAGUAGCGUUAGACAAGCAUGGACAGCCACUAUCAGUAAGCACAAACAAUAAUGAACAGAAUAUUAUUAUGUGGAUGGACCACCGAGCGCAGGCUGAAGCAGACUUUAUAAACAAAACCAACCAUGACAUCCUCAAAUAUGUUGGUGGAAAAGUCAGCUUAGAAAUGGAAAUGCCAAAACUGCUGUGGCUAAAAAAAAAUCUACCAAAUAAAUGGAAUGACUUCGGUUAUUUCUUUGAUCUACCAGAUUUCUUGACAUGGAAAGCUACCGGUUCUUUGAGCCGUUCAUUGUGCUCUUUAGUUUGUAAAUGGAACUAUGAAUGUAGCACAGAUGGUAAACAACAAUGGAACACAAGCUUCCUCCAAGAAAUUGGCUUGGAAGACUUAGUUGCGGAUGACUUUAAGAAAAUAGGCAAUAAGGUUUUAAUGCCUGGAGAAUUUUGUGGGGGGUUGACGAAAGAGGCUGCAACCACUUUAGGGUUACUACCUGGAACUCCAGUUGCUACAUCAAUCAUUGACGCUCAUGCUGGAGGAUUGGGCAUGAUUGGAACACAUGGGGACAGUAUAGACAAGGAGAUGUCUUCUCGCCUCGGAUUAAUUUGUGGGACAUCUACAUGUCAUAUGGCUGUGAAUAAAAAGCCUGUUUUAGUCCAAGGAGUUUGGGGGCCGUAUUACAGUGCUAUGGUUCCUGGUUUGUGGCUAAAUGAGGCUGGACAGAGUGCAUCCGGGAUGUUAUUAGACCAUAUAAUAUCAAGUCAUCCGGCCGGUGCUGAACUGCUUAAGACGAUAUCUUCUGGAGACGCCCGAAUUCACUUAAGAGGUCUACUCUCAGAGAUGGCAAAGCAAGAAGGGUACAACGACGUUUGCUACCUAACCAGAGACAUCCACGUUUGGCCCGACUUCCACGGCAACCGUUCGCCGAUAGCUGACCCGUCUAUGCGCGGCAUGAUCUGUGGUCUCUCCAUAAAUAAUAGUGAAGCGAACUUGGCAUUGCUAUACCUGGCUACGCUGCAAGCUUUAGCGUAUGGCACGAGGCACAUUAUAGACGCGUUAGUGUUGGCAGGUUACGAACCUUUCAAAUCGAUGCUAAUCUGUGGAGGCAUCUCGAAAGACCCCCUAUUCGUCCAAACACAAGCAGACUCCGUGGGCUUGCCUAUCCUGAGACCUCAUGAAAAAGACUCCGUUUUAGUAGGCUCAGCCAUUCUCGGAGCCUGCGCUUCAAAAUACUUCCAAAAUGUACAGGAUGCUGUAGAAAAUAUGGGUGGCACCGCUGACGUUAUACAACCUGUUCCGAGCACAAAAGGAUACCACGAUAAAAAGUACCGAGUUUUCCUCAGGAUGUUUCAAGAUCAACUGAAGUAUAAAACUAUUAUGAGCUCGAACCUUUAGUUUAGAUGCUUUGUAACUUCUUAUAAUUUUUAUAUCGGAUUUCAGGGUAAUUUAUAUAUAGUUAUAAAUCAUGUUAUUGUUGCGUAGUCUUUAAGUAAAUAAAAACUUAUUGUAAAUCGAAAA